UGCCUCUUGAAGGGGAGACUGCUGCAUGCUGAAACAGUAGCAGAAUCAUUGAGAUCCGACCUUAACAAAGUCAAGAAAGAUUGUCUGGAAUUACAAGGAACAAAGGCAGGUCUGCAGCAGAGAUUGAAGGACCAGGAAGGCAACAUUGCCGGGCUCAGAUCCAAGGUCAUGAAACUGGAACUGGAGAAUGAAACAUUACUUUUGGAAAUAGAAGCUUUGAAGAAACACCAGCACGAAAGGGAACAAGUUUUCUCGGAUGUCAAGAUGAGCUUUAUUAAACAAGUGGAGGAUAAAGAUAAAAUUAUUGGUGAUUUAAAGAAGGAACUCUUGAACAGAGAAGGUAAAAUAAAUGAAUUACAACAAACACGAUGUCUGUCUGAACCCCGAGAAGCAAAAAAAGUGAACGACAUCAGACGGGAGGCUAUCAGUGUUGUGAAUAGUAGCAGAUCAAGACAACAAGAAGAUAAAGAGCUUAGUUCUCUUGAGAAAAGAAUCCUUUCUCUGACCGAGUGUCUCCGGUGGAUGGAAGGCAGUAAGAUGCCUUCAAGACUUCAG
Molecule: messenger RNA, 555 nt
Organism: Candidula unifasciata
Lineage: Eukaryota; Metazoa; Mollusca; Gastropoda; Stylommatophora; Geomitridae
Source: the annotation of a GenBank genome assembly